Molecule: messenger RNA, 2564 nt
Organism: Symphalangus syndactylus (siamang)
Lineage: Eukaryota; Metazoa; Chordata; Mammalia; Primates; Hylobatidae
Gene: SNX10
Product: sorting nexin 10
Biological process (GO): intracellular protein transport; vesicle organization; cilium assembly
Cellular component (GO): endosome
Molecular function (GO): phosphatidylinositol phosphate binding
Source: RefSeq, a predicted model, not a curated record
GGCGUCCACAGGCGGACGGCUGGCGCUGAGCGCGGGCGCGGGGCCGCUACGUGCGCGGGAAGCGCGGGGCUGCGCUCGUGUGCGCUCCUGGGCGCUCACCGCCCCCGCUGCCGCUGCUGCCGCUGCUGCUGCUGCUGCUGCUGCCGCCGCCGCCGCGCGCCUUUGAGUCAGCAAACUCCGCGGCCCGCAAGCCCGGCCCGGCCCUGCUCUGCUCUGCCCGGAGGAGCCGCCCGAUCUCACUCUGUCACCCAGACUGGAGUGCAGUGGCAUGAUCUCGGCUCACUGCAACCUCUGCCUCCCAGGCUCAACCCAUCCUCCAACCUCAGCCUCCUGAGUAGCUGGGACUAUGGGUGCGUGCCAUGAAACCCAGGCUGGUCCUGUUUUCUCUGCCUGUCCUAAUGCGAGCAUCAAGACCUAGUCAAGCCCUGCCUUCUCCAUGAAGCCUCCCCCUCCAUUCUUCCUGUCAGCCCUGCUGUCAGUGCAGUUCUUCUGGCACAUCACAAUUGAUCGUGUCCUGUGCUGAAGAUGUUUCCGGAACAACAGAAAGAGGAAUUUGUAAGUGUCUGGGUUCGAGAUCCUAGGAUUCAGAAGGAGGACUUCUGGCAUUCUUACAUUGACUAUGAGAUAUGUAUUCAUACUAACAGCAUGUGUUUUACAAUGAAAACAUCCUGUGUACGAAGAAGAUACAGAGAAUUCGUGUGGCUGAGGCAGAGACUCCAAAGCAAUGCGUUGCUGGUACAACUGCCAGAACUUCCAUCUAAAAACCUAUUUUUCAACAUGAACAAUCGCCAGCAUGUGGAUCAGCGUCGCCAGGGUCUGGAAGAUUUCCUCAGAAAAGUCCUACAGAAUGCACUUUUGCUUUCAGAUAGCAGCCUUCACCUCUUCUUACAGAGCCAUCUGAAUUCAGAAGACAUUGAGGCAUGUGUUUCUGGGCAGACUAAGUACUCUGUGGAAGAAGCAAUUCACAAGUUUGCCUUAAUGAACAGACGUUUCCCUGAAGAAGAUGAAGAAGGAAAAAAAGAAAAUGAUAUAGAUUAUGAUUCAGAAAGUUCAUCCUCUGGGCUUGGACACAGUAGUGAUGACAGCAGUUCACAUGGAUGUAAAGUAAAUACAGCUCCGCAGGAAUCCUGAAAAAUAAUUCUAAUGUUACUAUCUUAGGAAUAGCAAAUUAUGUCCAGUCAUAGAGAAGAAAGCUUUAUAAUAAUACAUUCUUACCUAAAGCUCACUGUCAUGAUGUUAGGUAUUUAAAUUCUUAAAGAUGUUGGGUUGUUUAUUAGUGGUAUUUUUAUGUUGUCUUAUUUUAGGUAAGCUUCUGUGUAAAGCUAAAAAUCCUGUGAAUGCAAUACUAUCCUUUACAGGCAGACAUUAUUGGUAAACAAGAUCUUGCCCUCCAAUGAAAUGACUUACAUGCUUUAAAAAACCUAGUUGGUUUUAUUGAAUUUAAAAAGAUAGGUAACUAAGUAGCAUUUAAAAUCAAGAUAGAGCAUUCCUUCUUGUAUCAGUGGGGCAGUGUUACCGUAAACACGGUGUAUAUGUUGUUAAACCCUGUAAAGAGUAACAGUGUAGACUAGACUGCCUCUCUCAGACAUGUGGCUGAUAUUUUGUGGAUACCUCCCGUGCACUGGCAAAACACUAUGCUUUUGGGUGUUUGACUGAAAUAUUUUAAGAGUAUUUAACCUUUCCAGUAUUCUGUUUCACGCUUAGAUGGAAAUGUAUCUUAUGAAUAGAGACAUAUUAAAAUAAUGUUUACAUCUUAGAAAAAACAUAGAUAGUGCUAGUAAUAUUACUUAUAAUUACAAUAUAUAGAUUCAGAAAUACAUUUUCAUUGUCCAAAAUCAGCUUCAACAAAUGGUUUCUGGAGACAAAUAAUUUGUUUUCAUUAUCAUUGUAUAAUCAGGUUAAUGAUUUAUUUUUUGACUAAAUGUGCAAUUUCUUAUCACUAGAUAACUGUCAGUAUCAGUGGUGGUUACUUAUUAGAGGAAGGAUUUUAUAAAGAUUAAUAAAUUUAAUUUUACCAAUAAAUAUUCCCAUAAUUUAGAAAAGGAUGUCGACUUGCUAAUUUCAGAAAUAAUUAUUCAUUUUUAAAAAGCCCCUUCUUUUAAAGCAUCUACUUGAAGAUUGGUAUAAUUUUCAUAAAAUGUCUUUUUUUUUAGUGUCCCAAAGAUAUCUUAGAUAAACUAUUUUGAAGUUCAGAUUUCAGAUGAGGCAACAUUUUCUUGAGAUAAUUACCCAAGUUUCAUCCAUGUUGAAUGGUACAAAAUAUUUCUGUGAAACUAACAGGAAGAUAUUUUCAGAUAACUAGGAUAACUUGUUGCUUUGUUACCCAGCCUAAUUGAAGAGUGGCAAAGGCUACUACAAAAAGCAACCUUUUCAUUUUCACUAGGAGUUUAAAAGCUAUUGUAUUAUUAAAAAGUCUUUACAAUGCUUGUUUCAAAGAACCAACUGAAAAAAAAGCUAAGAAAACUAAGAACUAACAUUUAAAAAAUUAAAUUUAGAAUGAUUUCUUUAAUUUGUCCUUUUUUUCUUUGGUCUAAAACAUUAUUAAAUUUUUGUAAAUAUUUUGA